Molecule: messenger RNA, 4751 nt
Organism: Labrus mixtus (cuckoo wrasse)
Lineage: Eukaryota; Metazoa; Chordata; Actinopteri; Labriformes; Labridae
Gene: fmn1
Product: formin 1
Exons: 17
Coding region: 813-4544 (1243 amino acids)
Biological process (GO): actin nucleation
Cellular component (GO): nucleus; endoplasmic reticulum membrane; cytoplasm
Molecular function (GO): microtubule binding
Source: RefSeq, a predicted model, not a curated record
GUGUCGCUCUGAGACCUCCCAGUACACCGUUGCAUCUACAAGCCAAACGUUUAACCAGUGAUCCCUGGCAGCCCUGUUUACCCUCCUCCACCUCUGGGUGUGGCGUCCCUCCUUCUGCCGCAGAUGGCUUUCCUUUUGGCCGUAUGGCUUCGCUGGAUCUGUCAGGGUGUUGUCAGGAUCGGAGGCUGAGGACACCAUCUGCUCCCGAUUACACACUGUGACAGUCUGCAGCGGGCUUCUGUAAACUCCUGCAGAGAGUAAAGAGGAGCUGCAGGGGGAAAGGAGGAAAAAGCUCAAGGAGGGAAAAGCGCAGACUUGGACGUGACUUUGAAACCGCGGAGGAGCUGAGUCAUGACCGCCGGGAGCUGGGAAACGAUCGCUUUUUCCCAUUACCCUGAGGAUUUCUCUGCUCUUAUUGGUCACUCAGAGUGACUAACUGCUGUCUGCCUGUUUGAGGCUCGGAAACGAUGUUCUCUGUUUAGACACGAAGGAGCUGUUGUAGCGGUGAAAGGACCAAACUUUUAUCUUUCAUAAAGCUGGAGCGGAUAAAGGUUGGACUCUCAGGAAGCUACUUUAUUUAUGGAAACAACUCUUGCAUGAUCUGUUACAUACUUUCUGAAUGUGCUGCAUGCCAGAACAUCAGCUAUACGUCUCCUGAAACGCUGUAUUAUAGACAUAGAAUGAUAAAAUGUUGGACUUCAGUGUCAGAUUCAAGCAGUGCAGAUUAAAACCACUCUGUUGACAUUGUGUGAACAGGACUGCCUGCUCCCUCCUUUUCUGGUGCCACUUUGAGUGACUCCGACUCCAGAAAAAUGGAGGAGCCACAAGCCAUCCUGAAAUUUUUCAGGGCCUUCACAGAAGAGGAAAAAGAGGACUUUGUGAAAGGAGACCCUGAGCUGAUCUUUUACCAAAAGAAAAAUGAGGAUAUGAGUUUUGAAGAGGAGCCGGAGAACAGCGGGGAAAACCUUUCAUACGUUAUAUUGCCUCGAGAGGGACAGGCCAUAAACACUGGAUCUAUAACCGGGAGAGAGGGAGAGAAUGGGUUUGACAUGACGGCGGAGGAGAGGAAUCAUUUCAACCUGAAAAGCAUGGAGGCGAACAUUAAGAAAGAGACCUUUGCAACGCAUCAAGAGCAGAGUAAGAUGCCAGACAUGCGUUGUGAUGACAGUCGCAGCAAUGCGGGUCGUCGAUUAUCACUUCACAAAUGUGCCUCGGAUGAAUCUUCACAACCAAAAUGUCAACUCGUUUCAAAAAGUGACACAAAGACAGACUCUGUCAGCCAGGAUGUUGCCAAAGAUGACAAGCAGAAAGAAAGAAAAGACAAGCAAAACGUUCAAAGCCAGGAGGAGUUUGCGAAAAGCUCUUUGAACGGGGAUGUUUCCGUAGACCCUGAGGAUUCUGGGAAAACUGGAGCACGCACAGUGCAACAUGUCGUGGUUGCGUUAAAUCGUGCAGAACCUGCAGCUGAGGAACGAGGGGAAGGAGAAGAAACAACGACUUUGGAAGAGGAGAGGUCUGGUGAGGAGGAUAGCGAAGAAGAAGAAGAUGAAGAAAAUGACAAAGGAGAAGAAAGAGAAGAAGAACACAAUGAGGCAGAAGGAGAGGAAAGAGAAGAAGAAUACGAGAAGGAAGAAGAAGAGAAGAGAGAUUACUUUCCAGACUUCUCUGCCCAACCCAACCGUUCUUACAACCCAAAACGAGCUUCCCUAAAUAUCCUCAAAAUAUCUCCAUCAGUAGCCAAAAACCCUCCGCCCGGAUCCACCAUAACCAGAGCUACUUUCUCUCCAGGCUCCCACAACGACAGGCAGGUCCAGCUGCCCGCCCUCUUCAGCGGCCUGAGGGUCCUGAGGAAGGGGGUGGUCGGGCCUGCGAACAACACCCAGGUGGCCCAGGUCAAGCGCUCCUCUGAAGGAGCGAGGAGGGAGAUCUUCGGGGAGAAGAGCGGAUGGGAUGCUAAAGUCCACGGAAGCAUCCUGGAUCAGAUCUCGCAGUUCCUGAGCCGGGAGAAACGAGGGGACGAGAAGGAGGAGAAGGAGACCGAAUCGGAGGAAGAAGGAGACGAGGAAGACACAGGGGAGAAGGGCGAAGAGAGCCAGGAGAGUGAGGCGAAGGAGCCGGAAACAGAGGAGGAUGCAGAGGUUCCAUUUGAGUCCUCAAAACCUCCAACUGUGUCCAGUGCAGAGGCAGCGUUCGACGCCUUCAAGGCCUUCUUCACGCCAAGGCCUCUGAAGAAGGACCCAGCAGACAAGGCAGACCUGGAGGCGAUAAGGAAGAGGAUUAAAGCGGACAGAGACGUGUUGAAAGCGCUUUUUGAAAGAUCCCCCAAUAAGACGCCGGAGAAGAACGACUCGCCUCCUGAUUGCAAAUCUGAGGCAUCCACCCCAGGAGAGGGCGAAGAACGAACUCCCGGUCGUCUACAAAACGUCUGGCCGCCGCUGAAAGAGGAAAAAGUUGGGCUGAAGUAUACAGAAGCAGAGCACCAGGCUGCGCUCCUGCAACUGAAGAGAGAAUGCAAAGAGGAGCUGGAGAAGCUGCAGGAGGACUUUGGUCAGGAACUUUCCAGACUGAAGGAGGAAAACAAGAGGAAUGUGUCCUCUCUGGAGCUCAGUCUGUCCGAGCUGCAGGCUGAACUCGCUCAGGCCGGGACUCGCUGUCGUGGUGAACUCAGAGAUGUCGCCGUGUCAACAGGCGAUGAGUUCCUCCACAAGUCUUUCCGCACAGUGUGCGUCCAGACGGACAGAGAGACGUUUGUGAAGACGCCUGAGGACGCAGAGGGGUCAGGGAGAGUCUGCUCGAGCCCCCUGCAGCCCAGGGUGACCCCCAAAAAGCUGGACCUGGCUUCUAUCAGCCUCAGCUUGGCCGGGCAGAGGGACGAAAAUGUGUCUUCCUCCUCAUCACAGGACCCUCCCCCUCCUCCUCCUCCUCCUCCUCCUCCUCCUCCCCCUCCUCCUGGAGCUCUGCCACCUCCAUCAGAUCAACCUCCUGCACCUUCUCAGACAACUCCACCCACCAAAACAGACAGUCUGCCUCCUCCUCCUCCUCCCCCUCCUCCUCCUCCUCCUCCUCCUCCAUGUUCGUCCUCAAACCACAUGCAGCCGUCAAAUGGUCCUCCUCCUCCUCCUCCACCACCUCCGCUAUUUCUUUCCACGCCAGGCUUAGCUCCUCCACCUCCUCCUUCGGGUGGGGGUCUCACAGUGGAUAAACCUCCCAGGAAACCAGCAGUGGAGCCCUCCCGACCAAUGAGGCCUCUUUACUGGACCAGAAUCCAGAUCCAGGAGAACAAUAACAACACGCUGUGGAACGUUCUAGAGGAACCAAAUAUAAUAAAUUCCGUCGAGUUUGAGGAUCUCUUUGCCAAAGCCACCACACAGCCCAAGAGGAAGCCGCUGGCCGAAGCUUAUGAGAAGAAAGCUAAAGCCAGGAAGAUCAUUAAGCUGCUGGACGGGAAGCGCUCUCAGACUGUGGGCAUCCUCAUAUCCAGCCUCCACCUGGAGAUGAAAGACAUUCAACAAGCCGUGCUGACUGUGGAUCACUCUGUGGUGGACUUGGAGACGAUUGAAGCACUGUAUGAAAAUAGAGCGCAGCCAGAGGAACUGGAGAGAAUCCAGAAACACUACGAGACGUCAGAGGAAGAGGAAGUGAAACUGCUGGACAAACCUGAACAGUUCCUAUAUGAGCUGUCUCAGAUCCCAGACUUUGCAGGCAGGGCGCACUGCAUCAUCUUCCAGUCGGCCUUCAUCGAUGGGAUCGCAUCCAUACAACGCAAGCUCAACACCCUCUCCUCCGUCUGUCAGGCUCUGCUGGAGAGUGACGGUGUGAGGGAAGUGGUGGGACUGGUGCUGGCUUUGGGGAACCACAUGAACGGGGGCAGCAGAGUCCGAGGUCAGGCUGACGGCUUCGGUUUGGAGAUUCUUCCUAAACUGAAGGAUGUGAAGAGCAGGGAUAAUCGUAUCAGCCUGGUCGACUAUGUGGUGUCGUACUACCUGCACAAUGUGGACAAGAACGCCGGCACUGACAACAGCAUGUUCCCACUUCCUGAGCCUCAAGACGUCUUCCUGGCAGCGCAGGUCAAGUUCGAUGACCUCAACAGAGACCUGCGACUGCUCGGGCGAGACCUGACAAGAUGUGAGAAAGACGUGCAAGAAGUUUGCUCUGAUUCUCCUGAAGAACACCUGCAGCCGUUUAAGGACAAGAUGGAGGCUUUUGUUGUCAGUGCAAGAAAAGAACAUGGAGAAGCUUCCUAUCAACUGAUGACUGUGCAGAAAAGUUUUCAGGACUUGGUUCUGUACUUUGGACUGAAGCCCAAAACGGGGGAGAAGGAUAUGACCACAGAUCAAUUCCUUAUGCUCUGGUUUGAGUUCUGUGCCGACUUCAUGGCCAGGUGGAAGAGAGAGAACAAGACCAUCUCUAAAGCGAGAUUAAAAGAGGCUCAGCUGUCCGUGAAAAGGAUCACAUCGGAGAAGAAAGUGGAGACCAGGAAGAUCAACCCCAACAGCCUGAAAGAGCGGCUGCGACAGAAAGAAGCCAGCAUGUCUUCAAAUUAACUGAUUAAGGAAGCAAAAACAAACAGGAUCCCUCUGGACGACGACCCGGAUACCGCACCAAUAUUUAAAGUCCAUUUUUAUGUUUUGAACAUCCAAUGGGUUAGGGUUAGAUUUGAUUCUUACAUGUAAAAUCUCAUCUUUACUUUAGCUUUCUGAUAAAUACUUUUUUGUGUAUUAAAUCCAACCUGAAAACAUGUGUGAAUGUGA